AUGCAAACAAACAGGGCUCUGGCCAUCAGCGUGAACGCAGAAAGUUGCAUCCCAGCCGGACUGCGUCUGGGUCCUGUGCCGGGCAUCUUCAAACUGGGCAAGUACCUGUCAGAUCGCAGGGAGCCAGGACCUAAAAAAAAGGUACGGAUGGUGAGAGGGGAAUUAGUAGAUGAAGCCGGGGGCUCAGCUCUGGAGUGGAUAGGGUUAAUCCGGGCUGCCAGAAGCACGCAAGAACAGACACUGGAAGCUAUUGCAGAUCUACCAGGAGGACAGAUUUUCUACAGAGCGCUUAGAGAUGUCCAGCCAGGGGAAGAGCUGACCGUGUGGUAUUCAAACUCUUUGGCUCAGUGGUUUGACAUCCCAAUCACUGCUACUCCGACACACGAUGAGAAAGGGGAGGAGCGCUACAUCUGCUGGUACUGCUGGAGGACGUUCAAAUACCCCAACAGCCUCAAAGCCCACGUCCACUUCCACUGCGUCUUGAACAACGGCCGUGGCUUCCUGCACCACCCCGACCAUGCCCGCGCCUCGGAGCUCUUCAGCCUCUCCCCGAAGGCGGCGGCGGGCGAACUCCCCGGCGCGUCGGCUCCCCUGAGGCCCCACAGCCUGCAGCAGGCGGCCCGGGAGAGCAUCAAGCGGGAAUCCGCCGCCUCGCCGCCCUUGAGGCCGCUCCGCAGGCCCGCGGGGAAGGAGGAGCGAGCCCUGGACAUGAGCGUGGGCUCGGGGCGGAGCCACGGGCCCUUCCUCGGCCUGGUGGGGAGCUCGGCGGGGAGCAACGGCCUGAGCUUCUACCCGGGGGGCAGGUCGGCGUUCAGGCCCGCCGGCCUCUCCAAAGCAGACGAGGGCAAGGCCGGCGGGCUGGGCUUCUGCAAGGCCCUGGGGAGCAGCAGGGCCGGGCGGGGCGGGCCCGAGGCGCUGGCCCCCCACCCCAAGUGCGGCGGGCACCCGGCCGAGGGCUCCUCCCCGGUGCUGGCCUGCGCUGGCGGCCUGCGCGCCUUCCCCUUGCUCUCGCACUUCGAGGAGACGUCGGCCUUCAAGCACGUGGAGCGGGGGCUGCCCCACGCCGGCCUGCCGCCCAGCCGCUACGCGCCGCUGCCCGCCGGGGCCGGGCUGCACCUGGAGCGCUUCUCGCUGCCGGCCCUGGAGGGGCUGAAGGCCUACCCCGGGGAGUGCAACCUGCCGCUCGUGCCCUUCACCCUCUACAACGGCGAGCUGCUCUACAGCGCCCCCUGCUACCCGCUCAAGCUGCACCUCGGCAACCUCCUCAAGUACCCGGACUCCGUGGCCUACUUCAGCGGGCCGGCGGCGGGGCUCCACCCGGCCGAGCUGGCCGGCAUAGACCGCGAUAUCGCCAUGCACACCCAGCAGCUCUCCGAGAUCGCGGCCGAGAAGAGCCGCGGCCGCCUCGAGAGCCUGCAGCCCGCCGCCGCCGGCCCAGCCGGAGGCAAGCCCAAGACUGGCCACCUCUGCCUCUACUGCGGCAAGCUCUACUCGCGCAAGUACGGCCUCAAGAUCCACAUGCGGACUCACACCGGCUACAAGCCGCUCAAGUGCAAGGUCUGCCUGCGGCCCUUCGGCGACCCCAGCAACCUCAACAAGCACAUCCGCCUGCACGCCGAGGGCAACACCCCCUACCGCUGCGAGUUCUGCGGCAAGGUGCUGGUCAGGCGCAGGGACCUGGAGCGCCACGUCAAAUCCAGGCACCCCGGGCAAAGCUUCCACAAGGCGGCCGAGGACAAAAGCGAGCCCGGCUACCAGCCCCAGGAGCCGGAACAAAAGACUGACAACGAGAGCGAAGUGGACGUUUGCUUCACGGAUGACCCGAGCGACCAGGAAACCAGCUGCAAGAGCAAUGAUCAGUAA
Chelonoidis abingdonii (Abingdon island giant tortoise) is the source of this 1863-nucleotide messenger RNA. RefSeq names its product PR/SET domain 13 (gene PRDM13). Gene Ontology annotation, molecular function: protein binding. NCBI's taxonomy places the organism in Eukaryota, Metazoa, Chordata, Testudines, Testudinidae. The record is from RefSeq and is a predicted model, not a curated record. Gene Ontology annotation, cellular component: nucleus. Gene Ontology annotation, biological process: regulation of gene expression.